CCCGGAGUGCACCUGGCCCUUGGUACAGGAAUUACCCUAGCUACACCCCGUCCAAGCUGCUCCUGUGUGAACUGGCUCACGGAGUGCUCUGUCUUGCUCCUGGUUGCUCCGCAUCCAUGAUGUGCCCCAUAGAAGGACAGAGGUUUCAUUACCAUUAUAUGGCUUUUUCUUUAUUUCUUCACUAGUGCUUUCAAACAGAGUCAAUUUGGUUUCCUGACAUACCCCAGACCAAAGCCCUGCACAUCAGCCCUCUGUGCCUUCCCAUCAUUGCCUAUUGGGUCUUUGCUGAGUUGUUCUUACCCAUCCUACCGCACCCAGACUGGGGCCACAUCCUCCAUCCAGUUUUCCCCAAUUCUUCUGGUCCAGAUCAUCUUUGAUAGGAAGAAAAAAACCCAGACUUUAUUCUUUAAGUGAAAUCUCUAUUUUCAAACAGUAUGGCAUGCUAUAAAUAAAGGUUUCAUUUUGCUGACCUUAGGUAUAUCAAAGACCAGUUCUCAUUUGAGAAAAUAAAAAAGGUCUCAGAUCAAAAAGCUGUCCAACAGUUAGGCUUUGGUAAGUAGUAAGGAAGUAUGCAGAGCAUAUUGGAUGACAGAGUACUUUCUUUAGCAAAGGAUUAGUUUUAGCUUGCCUUACAACUUAUCUAUUUUUUGUUCCAGGCUGAGUUUCUGGUGUUAGGCAACCACAAGGACCGUACUGUUGGGAGGUCCCCAGGGUGACUCCACGGACUUGGGCCACUUCCUGUGCUCCUCUUUUGUGCCCUUGCUUUGGGACCCAGGGAGUCGCUGGUGGCUUUUGACAUGAAUGCUCCUAGCACAGACUCUUCCCCUUAGCCUCAUAUGUCUGUAGCAUAUACGCCUUCCGUUCUGUCCAGAAGUCAUUACUCACUGCUGCCAGCUCUGGGGAGUCUUCAGGACAUUUAAAAAAGUCACCAGACGUGGUGGGGCACUUGCAAGUGAAGAAGCAGCCCAACCCUUUGUCUUGGCUUAUUUCUAGUGGACAGGCUCCGACAAUUUAGCGGACAGGCUCCCGGGCCUCUGGGACCCUACCACAUCCUUCACCUUCAGGAGCAGAGUGCCUUUGGGAAACAGAUUCCUAAAAGUGCAGGUGGGCCAGCCAUGAGAGGGUACCUUGUGGCCAUAUUCCUGAGUGCUGUCUUUCUCUAUUAUGUGCUGCAUUGUAUAUUAUGGGGAACAAACAUCUACUGGGUACCACCUGCGGAAAUGAAGCGGAGAAAUAAGAUCCAGCCUUGUUUAUCGAAGCCAGCUUUUGCCUCUCUCCUGAGGUUUCAUCAGUUUCACCCUUUUCUGUGUGCAGCUGAUUUUAAAAAGAUUGCUUCCUUGUAUGGUAGCGAUAAGUUUGAUUUGCCCUAUGGGAUAAGAACAUCAGCGGAAUAUUUUCGACUUGCUCUUUCAAAACUGCAGAGUUGUGAUCUCUUUGAUGAGUUUGACAAUGUGCCAUGUAAAAAGUGCGUGGUGGUUGGUAAUGGAGGAGUUUUGAAGAAUAAGACAUUAGGAGAAAAAAUUGACUCCUAUGAUGUAAUAAUAAGAAUGAAUAAUGGUCCUGUUUUAGGACAUGAAGAGGAAGUUGGGAGAAGGACAACCUUCCGACUUUUUUAUCCAGAAUCUGUUUUUUCAGAUCCCAAUCACAAUGAUCCUAAUACUACGGCGGUUCUCACUGCUUUUAAGCCGCUUGAUUUAAAGUGGCUGUGGGAACUGCUGACGGGUGGCAAAAUAAACACUAACGGUUUUUGGAAGAAACCAGCCUUAAACUUGGUCUACAAACCUUAUCAAAUCAGAAUAUUAGAUCCUUUCAUUAUCAGAAUGGCAGCUUAUGAACUGCUUCACUUCCCAAAAGUAUUUCCCAAAAAUCAGAAACCCAAACACCCAACAACAGGAAUUAUUGCCAUCACGCUGGCCUUUCACAUAUGUCAUGAAGUUCACCUUGCUGGUUUUAAAUACAACUUUUCUGACCUCAAGAGUCCUUUGCACUAUUAUGGGAAUGCCACCAUGUCUUUGAUGAAUAAGAAUGCGUAUCACAAUGUGACAGCGGAGCAGCUCUUUUUGAAGGACAUUAUAGAAAAAAACUUUGUAAUCAACUUGACUGAAGAUUAACUCUACAGACUCAGAAGACGACGCUAACAGUAUUAGUUUUAUUUUUAUACGGCAAUUUUUAGUUUAUUUUUAAAUAUGUUGGAUGCACUUGUCAAAAAAUUGUGUAUAUUAAGUCUUUUACUGCCUGGUGAUUCAUAACCACCAGCUUAAUUUUUGUGAAUAUAUUUAAUUUAUAAAAACCAAGAUAUGCUUAGUUAAGAUAUCAGGGAAAGAAGUUUUGAUUGCAUUGUUUUUAAAACAAGCUAGUUUUCCGAAGUGUUUCUAAACAUCUUUUUAUAAUUAGUUCAUCUUAGACUUUUGAGAGGAUGUGACUUCCUAAUAAGGGGCUUUAGUUGACCACAAGUUUUGAGCACAACAUUUGGCUACUGUAAAUUGGUGGGGAAUGGCCAUGUGUUUGUGCCUUGAUGUGGCAAACUGGAACCACUUUAGGCAUGUAGCUAGAUGACUGUUCCUUUUUGUUGUAGCUGAGGAAACAGAUUUGAAUCUUAAAGCAGCCCUGAACAUAACAGUAGGUAUGGUUAUGGAAAUCUAAGAUCAUACUGUUUUCAUUAAGCUUUUUUUGUCUUGCAAUUAAGUGAACCAUGAUUAUAUAAUGAGUAAUCGGGUAGAAGGAAGGUGGUGUUUUUAAGGUGAAGGAAAUAGGCUAAACAUGAAAUUCUGGACAAGUAAAUAAUCUAAGAAUGCAAUUACUAAAGCCUGGUGACUGCAUUAUUUUAAAGCUCAUACAAAGUAGCUGAGCUAGGCAAGCUCAAGGAGACCAUUCUUAAAUUUUCUGCCUGGCUUAAUAUAUUAAAAUUUGAAAGUUUACUAUUUGAAUUAGGAAAAAUGAAGAUAAAUCCUUGAGACUAAACAAGCUGUUUUUUGGAUUUAAAUGGGAAUUUCAUGAACAAUGUCAAUUCUUCAAAGGGAAGGCUUACCUGGCUGCCUAGGGUGCAUCAGAAAAGAGUCCUACUGGAUGCAAACAAGUCAAAACCAACCUUUCGAACAAAUGUGAGCUAGUGACCCUUCUCAUUUAAUACAGCCAAGGGCUAUGGGGAGGGGAAAAAGGAAGAGAAGAGAAUUACAAGAGGGAUGGAAUUAAAAGUUCUCAGAAGAGGUAAGAGUUGAAAGAAUUGUUAAUCUUUUGAACAAUAAUUAUCAUUGGGAGACACGGCUGGUGUUACCGGAAACCAACCUGCCUCUCUAAAGAGUAUGUCAAACGCAGUAUAAGGGGGGAGAAAACUCCGGGUUGAUUUAAGCCAGAUCUGGACAUUAAAUAUGGACUGUGUUCUGUUAGCACGAGCAUGCUUGCACAGUACCAUGGUUUCACUGGAUUCCUCUAAUAACUCUGAGGUGGAAAAGAUGGGUGUUCGCGUGACCUUUCCCUCCUACCACACAGUCAGAGUUUACCACACAAAAUGCAGUUUGUGAACUAAUUUAGGCUUCAAAAACAGAUGGUCCGGGCUGGAGUAAAAGUAAAAAACCACUGGUAGCAUUUUCAAAUGUUACUGUAAGGGUAGAAUAAUGGCAGUACAAUUUCUGAGCGAUGCUAAAAACUGAGGAAUCUGGCAUUUUGUGUAGUAUGAGAAAAGGCUACAAACUUCAACGUGGUUUCAUAUAAGCCAAAGGAAAUUCUCAGCAAGACACAUAUGUACAAUUUAUUAAAAACACACGAACACAUUAAGAUCUCACUAUUUAUACAAUCUAAAUUCUAGCAACAUAUACAAAUACUGAGUGACUACAGUACAUGCCGAGGUAAGAAAAGUACAUUCUGGGAGAAUAUCACUGACCCUCAAACCAUUUUUAUUUCCAAUAUGUAUUUCAAUGUUUUGUUUCCACCUUUCCCAGUGCCAAAAAAACAAAAACAAACAAAAAAACUAGUCACAAAUUGGAGUAAAUAAUUGGUGCCACAGUUGAACUAAAAAGUAUUUUAAUAACCAUCCAACACUUACUAGAUUUUGCAGUUUAGGGACUUCAAGUUCAGAACAGAAAAGCAGAGCUAAAAGGCAGUUUUUCUUAAAGGUAGAGCCCAACAGAUUUCUCUUAAAAGGGUUUGAAAAGUUUUUGUCCCACAGUCUUAGUUCUGUCCUCUGACCUGGUGCUUCCAUAGCCCUUAUGCUCUCCAGGUGUCAAUGUGGGGCCAAGGCAAAGAAGUUCAAGCUUUCUCACCUUCCACAGAAUUUUAGAUGAGUGCAUUUUCUACUGGGGCAGGGGAGGACAAGAGUGCACAUGACACCAUAGUUUCAACUGCUUUAUAAAUUCUCUACACAAACCAUUUCAUCAGCGGAUAAACCCAUUGUUCAAUGCAAAGUGCAAAUAGUGAAACUUGAAUUUAAAUAACUGGACUAGACCCUGCACAUACAAUAGGAUCUAUUUAGUGUUAUAGCUUUUAAUAAAAUAUAAAUCAGUAUUCACAAUAUCUUUAACUGUGCUGGUUCCUAAGAUUAUGUAACAGUGAAGUUGGUGUGACUUUAUGAAAACCUGCAGGGGCCACACUUGCUGUACCACUGAUUUGAUUUUUAUCAUUGUGUUAACAGGAAAAAAAAUCCAAUAAACCAGAGUGACUUAACUCUUUAA
Leptonychotes weddellii (Weddell seal) is the source of this 4667-nucleotide messenger RNA. The record is from RefSeq and is a predicted model, not a curated record. Lineage: Eukaryota; Metazoa; Chordata; Mammalia; Carnivora; Phocidae.